This is a messenger RNA of Hibiscus syriacus, 1761 nucleotides long. RefSeq names its product tubulin alpha-3 chain-like. Gene Ontology annotation, biological process: mitotic cell cycle; microtubule cytoskeleton organization. Gene Ontology annotation, cellular component: cytoplasm; microtubule. Lineage: Eukaryota; Viridiplantae; Streptophyta; Magnoliopsida; Malvales; Malvaceae. The record is from RefSeq and is a predicted model, not a curated record. Bases 337 to 1587 code for a protein of 416 amino acids. Gene Ontology annotation, molecular function: GTP binding; structural constituent of cytoskeleton. The transcript is spliced from 5 exons.
UGUCGGUUUGCCGGCCCAUUUCGUAAUUUCCCGAACUUAAAGGGCAGACUUUUUUUUGUAUAAUUGUCACGUUCUCGGCCUUGGGUUCACUUCACUCCUUAUCCCUUUGCUUCUCCCAUAGUUCCAUUCCCUUUCCCAUCAGAUCCGAUCGGAUUAAGCUCAGAUCCCUUUGUAUCGGAUCACCUAAUCCCAGAUCUUCACUCAUUUUGACUAAACCAAGAAAACAAGCAACGAUGAGAAAUUAUUAGCGUCCACAUUGGCCAAGCCGGUAUCCAGGUCGGGAAUUCCUGCUGGGAGCUUUACUGUCUCGAACAUGAAAUCCACCCCGAUGGAACCAUGCCCGGUGAUACCUCGGUGGGUGUGGCGCACGAUGCUUUCAACACUUUCUUCAGCGAAACGGGCUCGGGAAAGCACGUGCCGAGAGCUGUGUUUGUGGAUCUGGAACCCACUGUCAUCGAUGAAGUUAGAACCGGUCCUUACCGGCAACUUUUUCACCCCGAGCAGCUUAUUUCGGGGAAGGAAGAUGCUGCUAACAAUUUUGCCAGGGGGCACUAUACAAUUGGCAAGGAAAUUGUGGAUCUAUGCCUUGACCGAGUUAGGAAGUUAGCUGAUAACUGCACUGGGUUGCAAGGGUUCAUGGUGUUUAAUGCUGUCGGCGGUGGAACCGGAUCCGGUCUGGGAUCUUUGUUGUUGGAACGUUUGUCGGUAGAUUAUGGAAAGAAAUCAAAGCUUGGGUUCACCAUCUAUCCUUCACCGCAGGUCUCAACAGCAGUUGUAGAGCCUUACAAUAGCGUUCUGUCCACACAUUCACUUCUUGAGCAUACAGAUGUGGCUGUGCUCUUGGACAAUGAAGCAAUUUAUGACAUAUGCCGAAGAUCCCUUGAUAUCGAGAGGCCGACUUACACCAAUUUAAACCGAUUGAUAUCACAAAUCAUAUCGUCCUUGACGACUUCUUUGAGGUUUGAUGGAGCCAUUAAUGUGGACGUUACAGAGUUCCAAACCAAUCUUGUUCCAUAUCCUCGUAUCCAUUUCAUGCUCUCUUCAUACGCCCCUGUUAUCUCAGCUGAGAAAGCAUACCAUGAACAGUUAUCAGUUCCUGAGAUCACAAAUGCCGUGUUUGAGCCCUCGAGCAUGAUGGCGAAGUGCGACCCUAGGCAUGGGAAGUACAUGGCAUGCUGCCUGAUGUAUCGUGGCGAUGUUGUGCCCAAGGAUGUUAAUGCGGCUGUUGCUACUAUCAAAACAAAGAGGACUGUGCAGUUUGUUGACUGGUGCCCAACUGGUUUCAAAUGCGGUAUCAACUAUCAGCCUCCAACCGUUGUUCCUGGAGGAGAUCUCGCUAAGGUGCAGCGAGCUGUUUGCAUGAUAAGCAAUAACACAGCGGUGGCUGAGGUGUUUGCACGGAUUGACCACAAGUUUGAUCUCAUGUACUCGAAGAGAGCUUUUGUGCAUUGGUAUGUUGGUGAGGGCAUGGAAGAAGGUGAAUUCUCUGAAGCCCGUGAGGAUCUGGCUGCUCUUGAGAAGGAUUAUGAAGAAGUUGGCGCUGAAGGUGGAGAUGAUGAAGAUGAAGAUGACGGUGAAGAAUAUUGAUCUACUUCUGUCAAAACAUUUGUAUCAAAUAUCGGUUUAUCGUAAUAGGGUAUUCCCAACCUCUUUCCUAUAUCCUUUUAAUUUUUUUUUCUUUUGUUUGUUGUAAGAUUUUCAGAUUGUUCCUGUCAUAUGCGUAGAGUCUUUUCAUGCUAUCAAUGAAAUAAAUUUCGAGCU